This is a messenger RNA of Clupea harengus (Atlantic herring), 2973 nucleotides long. It is a transcript of the gene pnp4b, whose product is annotated as purine nucleoside phosphorylase 4b. Lineage: Eukaryota; Metazoa; Chordata; Actinopteri; Clupeiformes; Clupeidae. Gene Ontology annotation, biological process: nucleoside metabolic process. Gene Ontology annotation, molecular function: purine-nucleoside phosphorylase activity. Gene Ontology annotation, cellular component: cytoplasm. The record is from RefSeq and is a predicted model, not a curated record.
CACUGAACUCCACCAAUGACAUCACACCAGGCGUAUGGUGCAGUCUGCGCAGCCUGUCACCCUCCCUUAUCUAUUCAGUCAGGACGCCCCUUUCUACUCUUUCUCAAAGGCAUCUGGCUGGCUCAACACAGACGUUUUUGGCACCAUGCACACCAAAGAGAAAUCUGCUGCUCGUUUGAGAACGUCAAGGAGACGACCGACUGGCUGCUGAGCCGGACGCGGCACCGGCCCAAGAUCGCCGUGGUGUGUGGCUCGGGACUGGGCAUCCUGGCAGACGGCGUCACCAACAAACAGACCUUCAGUUAUGAGGACAUCCCCAACUUCCCUGUUAGCACAGUUCCCGGUCAUGAGGGGCGUCUGGUCUUUGGCUACGUGAAAGAUAAGGCCUGUGUUUUCAUGCAAGGCCGGGUUCAUCUUUACGAGGGGUACACAUUGUGUAAGGUCACGUACCCGGUGCGGAUCUUCAAGCUGAUGGGAGUGGAGACCAUUAUAGUAACAAAUGCCUCAGGAGGCCUGUGUGAGGACUACAAAGUGGGAGAUAUUAUGAUCAUUAAGGACCACAUUAACUUGCCGGGCUUUGCUGGACAGCACCCACUGUGCGGCCCCAAUGAUGAACGGUUUGGGAUCCGGUUCCCCUGCAUGUCGGACGCCUACAGUAAAGACCUGAGGAAGCUGGCCCUGUCAGUGGGCAGUGACCUGGGCUACUCCAACUUCAUCCGGGAGGGCGUCUACUGCAUGGUGAGCGGGCCCAACUUUGAGACCAUCGCAGAGGCCCGCAUGCUGCACAUCCUGGGGAGUGACUCAGUCGGCAUGAGCACGGUUCCUGAGGUGACGGUGGCCAAGCACGCCGGCCUGCGGGUCCUUGGCAUCUCGCUCAUCACCAACAAGGUGUCGCUGGACUACAGCCGUGAGGAGAAGGCCAACCACGAGGAGGUCCUGGAGACUGGGCAAAUGCGGGCCGAGAUGCUGCAGAAGCUGCUGCAGACGCUCAUCAGCCGCUACGACCAGCUCGACAGCAACCAGAUGGAGAGCCUCAACAGCCAUUAGAACAGCAGAGCAUCUCCCUCCCCAAACCCUCAGGCACCUCACUUCAGCUUUAGACCUCUGCUGCCCAUAAAAGAGUGUUGCAGAGUUCUUUUGACAAACUACGCUAUACACCAUUGAGUAAAAUGAAACUCCAACCAGCUAUGGUUGCGAGAGAUCAGCUUUUUCUUUAUGUUUGCCAACAGUACCUAUAAAGUAUAUGGUGUGUGUGUGAGUGUGUGUGUGCGUGUUUGUGUGUGUGUGUGUGUGUAUGCAGAGAGCAUGUUGAGAGGGGAUUAGGAGGAUGUGAUACAAAGUCAAAGGACCCCUGUUUUUCUUUUAACUUCCUGAUUACCAUGACCUCUCCUUGACCCAUAGAGGCGACUGCCAUCCUUUUGAAACGAAACCGCAUCUUGUCUGAAGGCUUCUUCCAUGUCCUCCCAGGAUCUUUUUAUGCUGACUGAAUGGCUAAUUAAGAGCUGUCUCAGAAGAGAAAGCUCCAUCAUUGUGCCACCGACAUCACCUUUGGCCUUCCACAGAAGCCCCCGACCAUUAAGGCAGAGCUUUGAUCAGGCUCAUAAAAGUCCACCAAAGCACCUCUGCAUGAGCUCCCAGGGUUGAGGUAUGUUCAAGGACCAAGGACUAACUUCUUCCUCCCUCUGUGAAGAUAUCUUAAAGCAAUCUGUUUGCUCCAGUUUAACAUCAUGGUGGUGGUGCUGGUGGUUGUGUGUGUGUGUGUGUCUGAGUGUGCAGGUUUUUGUGUGUGUGUAAAAGCAGCCACCCAUCUCGCCAUCAACCCACACACCUGCACCUGUAUUCUGCCACCCCAUCAAUCACCUGCCACCGGCUGCCUGCUGAUUAGACCUUCCUCUGACUAGACUGGACAGUGGACACACACAGACACACAUGCAUACACACUCAGGCAAAGGUAGAGCUUUCCCCGCAAAUGUAUUUGAAACAUAUUUAGCGACCCAUGUUUAUUUCCUGAAGGGACAAAAAAGAGGAAAAAAACAUGCAUUAAGGGCAUGAAUGGUGCUCAUUCUAUAGAAGGAAAACCUUGACCUCAGGAGGUACAGUAUAUUUCUGACCUGAUUAAAGAUAUUACAAGCUAUUUCCUUAAAAUGUGUAUUGUCAGGACACCACCACUCUUUAAUAAGAGAAUAGAGUGGUUGUGAACUUACAUAGCAGAGAUAUCAACAUACACAACCCUUCAGCGAGGGAACGGCCAUCCACUUUCCCAACACACAUACCAAGGAGGGAGUGAAACUCGCAAUUCAGUCAAGAUCUGCGUAGUGGCAUCAGUGAGCAUUGUAAUGACAUGAUUACCUAAUUAGUGGCUAAUUGAGUCCUGAUUGUGGGUGAUGAUUAGACAGUGUGUGGAGUGUCCUUAUAGAAUACAAUGUCAUGUGAACCUCAUCGGUUUCCCUAAAGACAUGGAAGAAGAAAUGGGGGCUGCUAUUUUACAAGGGCAUAUCAUUCCUGCAUCUUCACUUUAUUUCUGGGAUACAGCAGGUGCAGGUGUGCAGAUCAUUUUAAUCUCCUGAUCUCACUGUAGAUAAUCAGAAAACAUGACUUCAAGUAGUGAUGAACUAGUGGUAUGUAAACAUGAUGGAAGGCACAUGGGAAUACGUCAAUCAAAACACACCAGGAAACAAAAAUGAUUCACGUUCUUCUGGUUUGGAACUUUCUCUGAAAUGUGACUACGGCAAAGCACUUUGCUAUGAAUUUGAUUGAUUACUUUCUAAUUGUAUUCAUUCAUGGUUAUCCAAGCAUUACACGUCUCUCUGUAUCUCCAGACAUUUAUUUCCCAGUGCAUUCUCAACACAUUCAAACAGCAUUGGAACACAGUGUGAUAAGUCAAUCACAAUUGAUCAAAAUCAUUUUAUGGUUGGUAAACAGCUUUUCAUUGUUGAUAUUGUUCUUCAGUUAAUUAAAGCAAGUUGACAAUAA